Molecule: messenger RNA, 966 nt
Organism: Stylophora pistillata
Lineage: Eukaryota; Metazoa; Cnidaria; Anthozoa; Scleractinia; Pocilloporidae
Product: putative E3 ubiquitin-protein ligase HECTD4
Biological process (GO): glucose homeostasis
Molecular function (GO): ubiquitin-protein transferase activity
Source: RefSeq, a predicted model, not a curated record
GUUGCUUACUUCGUAUCAGAGUUGAAAUCGAAGGAUGAAGCAAAGGAUGAAUGUUGGGACCCUUCCCUGGUAUCCAGUGCUUUUUUAUCACCAUGGUUACGCCCCCGUAAAGUAGAGAGUCCCCACCCAGUUAGAGAUGACUACCAGUGCUUUAAAACAGUGGUGUUACCAGGCGCUUCAUGUCUGUAUCUUAACUUUGAUCCGAGAUGUGCCACUCAGUAUGACUAUGAUAAGGUAGUUGUGUACGCUGGCAACAACACAAAUGGUCGCAAAGUUGCUGAGUUUGGUGGUAACUCGCAUGGCGCAGGCAGCAGAAGUGUUGUACGGAUGGGAUGGCCCAAGGAACCUAUCAAGGUGGAAGGUGACGCAGUCACCAUCUCAUUCCAAGUGAAGAGUUCACGGGAGCGUAACACCCCUGAUAUUGCUGUGUGGGGAUUCAGUUGCAUUAUUAGCACCAAGGUAGGUCAGUGUGUGUGGCCGACCUCAGCCGACGCAUCAACAGCAUCAGGAACGUGCGGUAUCACCAUCACUGUUGAAUCAGAGAAGGGUUCAUCUUUGAGUCUUGACAGUAUUUCAUCGAAACCGAGCGUCAAAUUAUCUCCAGAGCUUUUGAAACGGCUGCGAGUUGCGUCAGGUAUUCUGGCCCCCACCCUCCGCCCCAGCUUGCGGCAAGCCACACAGCCUGAAGCCAUCGAGGAAUUAGUGGUUCGGUGUGUGAUUAACCAUUUAGGACUCACUAAGACUGUUCAUGGUCUGGAGCUUCUUCAGGCGACGGAGACUGAUGGUGAGGAGUACAGGUACCUAUGUAGCGUGAUGCGGGAGGUCUACAAUCGGCUGAAUGGUCUGAUCAGACAACUGCAGACCAUGGCAGAGAUGGAGCAGAAAUGGGCUCACGAGAUAGAAGAUGUGCGCAGUGGAGUCUUACAGCCGAGUGCUGCCUUCUUCAAUGACUUUCACCUGCAAGAG